GAGCGGUCUGCACGGGAAAGUUCUAGAGCGGGUGGCAGGAGGAAGGCCGAGGCCGAUGAUGUCGGAAAAGAAGCAGCCCGUAGAUUUGGGGCUUCUGGAAGAGGACAACGAGUUCGAGGAGUUCCCGGCCGAAGACUGGGCUGGUUUAGAUGAAGAUGAAGAUGCACAUGUAUGGGAGGACAACUGGGACGAUGACAACGUGGAGGAUGAUUUCCCCAAUCAAUUAAGAGCUGAAUUAGAAAAACACGGCUACAAGAUGGAAACUUCAUAGCGUCCACUGAAUGUCCCCUGAGGCUGGACU
This is a messenger RNA of Sphaerodactylus townsendi, 301 nucleotides long. It is a transcript of the gene SEM1, whose product is annotated as SEM1 26S proteasome subunit. The record is from RefSeq and is a predicted model, not a curated record. The transcript has a single exon. Gene Ontology annotation, cellular component: proteasome complex; proteasome regulatory particle, lid subcomplex. Bases 56 to 271 code for a protein of 71 amino acids. Lineage: Eukaryota; Metazoa; Chordata; Lepidosauria; Squamata; Sphaerodactylidae. Gene Ontology annotation, biological process: double-strand break repair via homologous recombination; proteasome assembly; mRNA export from nucleus.